AUGGAGGAGAUCUAUGGGAUCGUGGCCUUUCUGCAUAAGGCUCCAUCUUUCCCUGGAGGUGAUAAAUGGGAAGCCAAGACUGCAGAAAACCCACGUGAGGAGCCACCAGAAAUUGAUGGAUAUGACAACUCGUUAAAAUGCUUGGAGUGUGGAAAGAGCUUCACUAGAAGCACACACCUCACUGAUCAUCAAAGAAUUCACACAGGUGUAGAGUGUGGAAAGAGCUGUAGUGUGAGUACAAGCCUCACUUCUCGUCAAAGAAUUCACCCAAGGGGGAAACCAUAUAGCUGUGCAGAGUGUGGAAAGAGCUUCAAUAAAAGCAGCAAUCUCAGUUCUCAUCAAAGAAUUCACACAGGGGAAAAACCAUAUGAAUGUGCAGACUGUGGAAAGCGCUUCAGUCAUAACAUACAACUCACUUCACAUCAAAGUGUUCACACAGGAGAGAAACAAUACAAAUGUGCAGUCUGUGGAAAGGGCUUCAAUACAAGCACACACUUCACUUAUCAUCAAAGAAUUCAUACUGGGGAGAAACCAUAUAGCUGUGCAGAGUGUGGAAAGUGCUUCAGCCAGAGCUCAAGCCUCACUCGUCAUCAAAGAAUUCACACAGGGGAGAAACCAUAUAGCUGUGCAGACUGUGGGAAGCGCUUCAGUCGGAUCUCAAGCCUCACUCGUCAUCAAAGAAUUCACACAGGGGAGAAACCACAUGAAUGUGCAGAGUGUGGAAAGAGCUUUAGUGUGAAAACAAGCUUCACUUCACAUCAAAGAAUUCACGCAGGGGAAAAACCAUAUAGCUGUGCAGAGUGUGGAAUGAGCUUCAGCCAGAGCUCCAGCCUCACUUGUCAUCAAAGAAUCCACACAGGGGAAAAACCAUAUGAAUGUGCGGACUGUGGAAAGCGCUUCCGGAAGAACAUAUACCUCACUUGUCAUCAAAGAGUUCACACGGGGGGUAAACCAUAUGAAUGUGCAGACUGUGGAAAGCGCUUCAGUCAGAGCUCAAGCCUCACUCGUCAUGAAAGAAGUCACACAGGGGAGAAACCAUAUAGCUGUACAGAGUGUGGAAAGAGCUUCAGUCGGAGCUCAAGCUUUACUUAUCAUCAAAGAAUCCACACAGGGGAAAAACCAUAUGAAUGUGCAGACUGUGGAAAGCGUUUUAAUAGAAACAGCCACCUAACUUCUCAUCAAAAAAUUCAUACAGGCCAUGCGGAAAAAGCUUUAGUGUGAGCACAAACCUGAGUAGACAUCGAAGAACUCACAGAAACCAUUUA
Molecule: messenger RNA, 1265 nt
Organism: Elgaria multicarinata webbii
Lineage: Eukaryota; Metazoa; Chordata; Lepidosauria; Squamata; Anguidae
Product: zinc finger protein OZF-like
Exons: 3
Coding region: 1-1221 (406 amino acids)
Source: RefSeq, a predicted model, not a curated record